Molecule: messenger RNA, 1842 nt
Organism: Rhineura floridana
Lineage: Eukaryota; Metazoa; Chordata; Lepidosauria; Squamata; Rhineuridae
Gene: NOP53
Product: NOP53 ribosome biogenesis factor
Exons: 13
Coding region: 33-1571 (512 amino acids)
Biological process (GO): rRNA processing; ribosomal large subunit assembly
Cellular component (GO): nucleolus
Molecular function (GO): 5S rRNA binding
Source: RefSeq, a predicted model, not a curated record
GUUACGACUAGUACCUCGAUGCUUUGCCGAAAAUGGCGCCCGUCACCGGAAGUUGUCUCACCCUCGUGCGCUCUACUUCCUGUUCGCGUAGAAAGAACUGGAGCACCCCUCCUUCUCUCAGACUUUCAUGGUCCAAGAUGGCGUCACCUGCUUCUUCCCAGGCGGCGUCGGCGGAGAGUUUUUUGGGCUUCGGCCCCAACUCGCGUGACCCGGGCCGGCUCCCUUCGCGGCGGGCCGGUGGUCUGGGUGCUAGGAACCGCAAGAAGGGCUGGAAGCGCUGGCGGGGGCCGGAGGCCAAGCUGGGCCGGGAGCUCGGAGACUGGCUGGAGGAGAAGGCAGCCGAACUGCGGAACUUGGGAGGGCCAGUGUCAGAGAAGCCAAAUGAAAGCCUAUUCUUUGUAGACGUCAGCAGUAAAGAAAAAGGCCAAAACCGGAAGUGUGGCAAAGAAAAACCGUUGAAGAUUGACAUGAUCCUACAGCCUGAUUCCAAAGUGCCUCCACCCAAAGACAUCCUCGCCCACCAGGUCCCCAACGGCAGGAAACUGAAACGGAAACAGCGGCUCUGGGAGAAGCUGGCAGACAAAGGCGUUGUGCCCCGGAAAGAGCGCCUCCUUCAGGAGAGGUUGCGGAAAGCACCAGCGGUGAAAGGCAGCUCCACGGAAGCAGACAGUGGCACCAAUCCCUCCAGGGGGUUCUAUGAUAUUUGGUCAGACUCAAACCCACUGGAUGAAGCCCUGGCCGGGAAGGAUACCUGGUUCCUGGAGCAGACCAAAAAACAGCCUGUGAAGCGCCCAGAGAGGCUGAAGAAGGCUCCAUCCCAGCUACCAGCUGUGGAGGUCAUCUCCCCAGGAGGGUCUUACAAUCCCAGUUUCCAAGCUCACCAGGCACUCCUCCUCCAAGCCCAUGAAAUGGAGCUGAAGAGGCAGAAGGCAGUGGAGAGACUGGAACGUCAGCUGAAUUUUCCCACAGCAGCUGAAGCCCCCACCCAGGAGACAGUGUUCAAGGAGCAGUGCGAAGGACUCCUGGAGGAGGAGUCAGACGAGGAAGGGAGGCAGGAAAGCCCGUUGGAGCCGCAGGAGGAAGAGCCGCAGGCAGACUCCACUCCUCCACCUCGUUUUCCCCAAGCAGCGGCAGGAGAAAAGAAAACAGAGCGGCAGCGGAAGAAGGAGAAAGAGGCCAAGCGGCUGAAAACCCGGGAGUUGGGCAAGAAGGCAGCCCGGCUCCGGCGGCAGGAGCUGUUCCAGCUGCGCUCUCUCCGGCUGCAGGUGAAGCAGCGGGAGGCGGAGUUGUUGUGCCGGAAACGAGCACGGGAGGCCAAGCGGGAGGCAGAAGCCAACAAGCCCAGGCGGCUGGGCAAGCUCAAGUACGAAGAUCCUGACCUGGAUGUGCAGUUGAGCGCUGAACUGGCUGAGUCUCUAAGGACGCUGAAGCCUGAAGGCAGCAUCCUGAGGGACCGGUUCAAGAGCCUACAAAAACGCAACCUCAUAGAGCCAAGAGAACGUGCAAAGUUCAAAAGGAAAUACCGCCUGAAAUAUGUUGAAAAACGUGCCUUCCGGGAGAUCACGUUAUAGAGCAUGGAUUGCACCAGAUAAUCCAGGAGCGCACCUUGUCCCCCACUUUUUAUUAAAACUCCAUAAGCCACACCCAGUCUGUACCUUAUUUCCCCCUCUUUGUUUUCCAGUUGGUCUUGAGUAUGCAGACAAAGGAUGUAACCCUUCUUCAUUGUGGGAAGAAGCCCAAUCAGUCAUCUUCAGCCCACUGCUGGCCCACAAGUGGACAGUCCUUCCUAGGCCCAUUUACUUUCUACUCUUUGAAAGAAAAAGAAACUGUAUGCCAUGAAAA